AUGGAAGUCGUCCUCUCCAUCAACGCCGGAUCAUCUAGCGUCAAAAUCUCCGUCUACAAAGCUGAGCCCUCAUCUACCACACCUCAGCAGCUCGCCGAAGCCACCGUCGAAGGCCUGACCGCUCCUCCCGCGAAAUUGAAGUACUCCCGCGGCGACCAGAAGAUCAAAGGAAAAGAGUUAGAGAACAUCAACUCGCAAGAAGACGCCUUCAAAUACAUUCUCUCCCAUCUUCAAAAAGACGACGGACUACCUGAGCUCUCCAAGACCGAGGACAUACAUUUCACGUGUCAUCGCGUCGUGCAUGGCGGCGACUAUCCACGCGCGCAGAUCAUCGACAAGGAGACGUACCACCACAUCGAGGAGCUGAGCGAUCUUGCGCCGCUACAUAAUGCGCCGGCAUUGAGCAUUGUGAGGGCGGUGAGCGAGAUUCUGCCGCAUGCGAAGAACGUGGCGUACUUUGAUAGUAGUUUCCACGCGACUAUCCCGAAGCAUAUUUGCACGUACCCGAUCGAUCAAGAGGUUGCGGAGAAGAAUAGACUGAGGAAAUAUGGGUUCCACGGGAUCAGCUAUCAGUUCAUCACGGAUGCCGUUGCUUCACAUCUGAACAAACCAGCAGAAAAGCUCAAUAUCAUAGCCCUCCACCUCGGCUCCGGCGCCUCCGCCUGCUGCAUCAAAGCCGGCCGGUCCCACGACACAUCCAUGGGUCUCACACCCCUCGCUGGCCUCCCUGGCGCCACCCGCUCCGGCUCCAUCGACCCCUCCCUGAUGUUUCACUUCACGCACUCCGCCGGUUCGAUUUCCCACUCUGCCUCUAGCCACAUGCAUAUCACGCAGGCCGAGGAAAUCUUGAACAAGAAGUCUGGGUGGAAGGCGCUCACGGGGACGACGGACUUUGGCGAGAUUAGUGCGAGUGAAAAAGACAGCCACAAACUCGCUUUCGACAUCUUCGUUGAUCGGAUACUCAACUACGUCGGACCGUACUUUACCAAACUCAACGGCAAGGUGGAUGCGCUGGUCUUCGCUGGAGGGAUCGGUGAGAAGGGUGCUAAACUUCGACAAGAAGUCGUCAAUGGGGUGGAGUGUCUGGGCUUCAAGCUGGACGCCAAGAAGAACGAGGGUCCUGCGGAUGAGGUUGUGACUGAUGUCAGUGAUGAAGGUGCAAAGUUUAAGACGCUGAUUUGUCAGACGGAUGAACAAUUGCAGAUGGCGAAGGGUAUUUUGGCGGAUAGGGGUAGGUUUGUGGGUAAGAAGGGGUGA
Didymosphaeria variabile is the source of this 1257-nucleotide messenger RNA. RefSeq lists its product as uncharacterized. The record is from RefSeq and is a predicted model, not a curated record. NCBI's taxonomy places the organism in Eukaryota, Fungi, Ascomycota, Dothideomycetes, Pleosporales, Didymosphaeriaceae. Bases 1 to 1257 code for a protein of 418 amino acids. Gene Ontology annotation, biological process: acetate metabolic process; phosphorylation. Gene Ontology annotation, molecular function: acetate kinase activity. The transcript is spliced from 2 exons.